Molecule: messenger RNA, 852 nt
Organism: Saccharomyces kudriavzevii IFO 1802
Lineage: Eukaryota; Fungi; Ascomycota; Saccharomycetes; Saccharomycetales; Saccharomycetaceae
Gene: CWC23
Product: U2-type spliceosomal complex subunit CWC23
Exons: 1
Coding region: 1-852 (283 amino acids)
Biological process (GO): spliceosomal complex disassembly
Cellular component (GO): spliceosomal complex
Source: RefSeq, a predicted model, not a curated record
AUGCCAGGACACGAAAUCGACGACGUCAUAAAUCAACGUUUGAAUUUGUACGAUGUGCUAGAGUUGCCCACCCCGCUGGACGCCCGGAGCCUUUACGAUGACUUGCCCCUAAUCAAACGCAAAUACAGGUCACUGGCCUUGAAAUACCAUCCGGACAAGCACCCGAACGAUCCGUUGGUCAUACACAAGUUCCAUUUGCUGUCGACGGCAACCAACAUCCUCACCAAUACCGACGUGCGGCCCCACUACGACCGCUGGCUAAUCGAUUACCAACGGAAAAUAAACGAUGUCGAAAGGAAUAAACUAAUUCAAAAGUUGGAGCUGUCUGAAUCUAGCACGGCAACUGCCGCCCAUCCGCAUGCUGACCUAUCGCACAUUCAGCGCUACGGCGAACUACUCAGAAAGCUAAAACACUUCAACAUGUCCUACGGUGACUGGAAGCAUCUGGACCAGAAAGAUCAAAAAAACGCUUCGCACCAUCCGUACUACGAUUGCUCCACGUUGAGAAUCGUCCUUGAAAACUUCCCGCAUUCGCACGCUAAAUCAAGCUGUUUUGCCCAUUUGCGAAAUCACAUAUUCACCACGCUCAACCCGGAUGAGAUCCACGACAUCUACUUUUCUGAAAGAAACAAUUACUCCAAAGACGAUUCCAUAAUAAUAUACACCGUGUUUGACUCGCCCAUCACAGCCCAACACGUAUUCCGGAGCUGGUCGAGUGGUAACGUCAUACCCACAGUUCAAGAUAUAUCGCCGUUGAUUCCGCUACACUACUAUUCGGACUUCAACUUGAAGACGGAACUAAACGAUGACAUUGUAAGACUGGUCUCUAAUGAACCUAUUCUUCUCGAAUAA